Messenger RNA from Anastrepha obliqua, 922 nucleotides. RefSeq lists its product as uncharacterized. The record is from RefSeq and is a predicted model, not a curated record. The coding region runs from base 56 to 922 and encodes 288 amino acids. The transcript is spliced from 2 exons. Lineage: Eukaryota; Metazoa; Arthropoda; Insecta; Diptera; Tephritidae.
CGUACUUCAAAGUGAUCAAACGUUUGACAAAGUGGUCCGAUAUUAAUAAUUUAAAAUGGAUUUUGUAAUUGAAGGAGCAUCUUAUAACUGUGUGUUUUCACGCAUCCACAUUUUUGAUCUUUGGUGCAAAGAAAAAGGCACGAAUGCCGAAAAAAUGCAAGGCAUAAAUAAUUUACUGGCACUAAACAUAAAAAGCAAAGGCUACGAAGUCAAUACGAUUGACCUUAAGAAAUGUAUUCAGUACAUUUGCAAAAAGAUAGUUGCCUUCUGGAUUCAGUACAAAAGAAUUAGAAGUUUAGUUGUACAAUACCAAUCUGAAUGGCUAAAAACUAAAGAAUUUAUUGUCCUGAAGCCUACUGGUAGUGCUCAACAAAUUGAUCUGAGUUCUAGUCGUGGACGGCCCAAAAUGGAUUUUGUUGAGUCCUCAAAAAGGACGAAACGUCGCCGAAUAGCCCUACUACAAAAGCAUGAUGAGUCUGCAGCUUCUGUUUUGCGCUCAUCUGAUUCUCAGUCAAGCCUUAAUGCAACUGAAAUAAAUAUUGAAAAGGUCUUGUCGCUUGUCGUCGACAUUGGGUUGUCCAAACACCAAUACUUGGUCAUUAGAUCAUUUAUAAAUUCAGAAGUUUCCUAUAACUUAUUGCCAAGAUACGAAAAAAUUCUUAAGUUCAAAACAUUGAGAUAUCCAAAUAAUAUUGUUGUAGACGAAACACAUGCAGAAGUGGAACUACAAAGUCUUUUAGACAACACGGCUUCAAGUAUUUUAGAGCUUCAAAAGAGUUUAAUUGAAGAACGUUUGGAUGAAACUGAAAAAACUCUAACAUUAAUUGGAAAAUGGGGAUUCGAUGGCAGCACUGGCCACAGCGAAUAUAAACAAAAGUUUUCCAAUUGUAUUAAUGACGAGAAAAGUUUAUUUGUCACAUAG